AUGGAGCGGCCCCGGGCAGCUGCGGGCGGCCUCGCGCGCCGGCCCCGCGGCCUCGGCCUCGGCCUCCUCCUCCUCCUGCAGCUGCUGCCGCCCGCGACCCUCGGCCAGGACCGGCUGGACGCGCCGCCGCCGCCCGCCGCGUCGCUGCCGCGCUGGGCCGGCCCGCUCGGCGUGAGCUGGGGGCUGCGCGCGGCCGCGGCCGGGGGCCCGUUGGCCCGCGGCGGCCGUUGGCGCCGCAGCGCUCCGGGCGAAGACGGGGACUGCGGCGGGGUCCCGGACUUCGUCUCCAAGCUGGUCAACAACACGCACCAGCAUGUCUUUGAUGAUCUCAGCGGCUCAGUGUCCUUGUCCUGGGUUGGAGACAGCACUGGGGUCAUUCUAGUGUUGACUACCUUCCACGUGCCACUGGUAAUUAUGACUUUUCAGCAGUCCAAGCUGUAUCGAAGUGAGGAUUAUGGAAAGAACUUUAAGGAUAUUACACAUCUCAUCAACAAUUCCUUUAUUCGGACUGAAUUUGGCAUGGCUGUUGGUCCUGAGAACUCUGGAAAGGUGAUAUUAACAGCAGAAGUGUCUGGAGGAAGUCGUGGAGGAAGAAUCUUCAGGUCGUCAGAUUUUGCCAAGAACUUUAUUCAGACAGAUCUCCCUUUUCAUCCUCUGACUCAGACGAUGUACAGCCCUCAGAAUUCUGAGUAUCUUUUAGCCCUCAGCACUGAUAAUGGCCUGUGGGUGUCCAAGAAUUUUGGGGGAAAAUGGGAAGAAAUCCACAAAGCAGUAUGUUUGGCCAAAUGGGGACCGGGAAACAUCAUCUUUUUUACCACCUACGUCACUGGCUCUUGCAAAGCUGACCUUGGGGCACUGGAAUUAUGGAGAACUUCAGACUUGGGAAAAAGCUUCAAAACCAUUGGUGUGAAAAUCUAUUCAUUUGGUCUUGGGGGACGUUUCCUUUUUGCCUCUGUGAUGGCUGAAAAGGAUACAACAAGAAGGAUCCAUGUGUCAACCGAUCAAGGGGACACCUGGAGCAUGGCCCAGCUUCCCUCUGUGGGGCAGGAACAGUUCUAUUCUAUCCUGGCUGCCAAUGAUGACAUGGUGUUCAUGCAUGUAGAUGAACCCGGAGACACUGGAUUCGGCACAAUCUUUACCUCAGAUGAUCGAGGCAUUGUCUAUUCCAAGUCUCUGGACCGACAUCUGUACACCACCACAGGUGGAGAGACCGACUUUACCAACGUGACCUCCCUCCGCGGCGUCUACAUAACAAGCACGCUCUCAGAAGAUAAUUCCAUCCAGACUAUGAUCACUUUUGACCAAGGAGGCAGGUGGAAGCACCUGAGGAAGCCUGAAAACAGUGAAUGUGAUGCCACAGCGAAAAACAAGAAUGAGUGCAGCCUUCAUAUUCAUGCUUCCUACAGCAUUUCCCAGAAACUAAACGUGCCCAUGGCCCCACUCUCGGAGCCUAAUGCCGUAGGCAUAGUCAUCGCUCAUGGUAGCGUGGGGGAUGCCAUCUCAGUGAUGGUCCCAGAUGUGUACAUCUCAGAUGAUGGGGGUUACUCCUGGGCGAAGAUGCUGGAAGGACCCCACUACUACACCAUCCUGGACUCUGGAGGCAUCAUUGUGGCCAUUGAGCACAGCAGCCACCCUAUCAAUGUGAUUAAGUUCUCUACAGAUGAAGGUCAGUGCUGGCAAACCUACACAUUCACCAAGGAGCCCAUCUAUUUCACCGGCCUGGCUUCAGAACCCGGGGCCAGGUCCAUGAACAUCAGCAUUUGGGGUUUCACAGAGUCUUUCCUGACCCGCCAAUGGGUCUCCUACACCAUCAAUUUUAAAGAUAUCCUUGAAAGGAAUUGUGAAGAGAAAGACUACACCGUCUGGCUGGCGCACUCCACAGACCCCGGAGACCAUGAAGACGGCUGCAUUUUGGGCUAUAAGGAACAGUACCUUCGGCUACGCAAAUCUUCCGUCUGUCAGAACGGUCGAGACUAUGUUGUCGCCAAGCAGCCGUCCAUCUGUCCCUGUUCCCUGGAGGACUUCCUCUGUGAUUUUGGAUACUUCCGUCCAGAAAAUGACUCCAAGUGUGUGGAACAGCCGGAACUGAAGGGCCAUGACCUAGAGUUUUGUCUGUAUGGAAGAGAAGAGCACCUGACAACAAACGGGUACCGGAAAAUUCCAGGAGACAGAUGCCAAGGUGGGGUGAAUCCAGCUCGAGAAGUAAAAGACUUGAAAAAGAAAUGCACAAGCAACUUCCUGAGUCCAGAAAAGCAGGACUCUCGCCCACAGGGACACAGCUUGUCCCAGAAUCCAGCUCCGCCUCCUCUUGGAUACAUUGAAAACACACACUUCCUAUCUCCCACCCAGAAGCAGAAUUCCAAGUCAAAUUCUGUUCCAAUUAUCCUGGCCAUUGUGGGAUUGAUGCUGGUCACAGUCGUGGCAGGAGUGCUCAUUGUGAAGAAAUAUGUCUGUGGAGGAAGGUUCCUGGUACAUCGAUACUCUGUGCUACAGCAGCAUGCAGAAGCCAAUGGUGUGGAUGGGGUGGAUGCCUUGGACACAGCCUCACAUGCUAAUAAAAGUGGUUAUCAUGAUGACUCAGAUGAGGAUCUCCUGGAAUAGCUUCUCAAGGGAGCUGGGGCCGAAAGUGGAUGGUGGAACCACAGUACCUCCUGCAACCCUGUGGCUCCGACCUGGGGGAAUAAAUUUCCCAUUGCAAGGGACCCAGCUCUGUUUCUGCUGCUUCCAUGAAAGCCAAAAGGACCGACACUAAAGAAAUGCAGGGUGGAGGUGGGGAACCCUGAACACUCUAAGAGUGAAUUGGCUCUGAAAAGGGGAAAACAUUUAAAUUCUUUAACUUUUCACUUCAGGUUCUGUCUAUUUGUAAAGUAUGGGCUUUGGGUUUUGUUCUCUUGUGGGGUUUUUUGUUUAUUUGUUUGCCUGUUUGUUUUUAAGGGAAAUGAAAUGGAAUUUGAAGGGACCGAUUAACCCCACUCUUGUGUAUUCUGCGUGGCACCUACCCCAGGGCAUCUGCCAAUUCCACCAUCAACUCUUAAAAUGUAUGUGGUGCUGACCCAGGUGCUGCUGGUGACAUGAAGCAGCUACAGUGAUGAAAACAAGGGCUGUGGUGCCCAGCACUGGGGAGAGCCCCGCUCCAAGAACACUGCACACCAGCUCUUCACACAGAUCCAUGCUGCUGCUUUCUCUUCCCCCAGGGAUCACAGGCCACAGUGAUUUUUUCUUUUCCCCUGUUUAAUUAGGCAAUACCCUUGUUAAUUGCCCUUUGGCAACUAACUUAACCAUGUGCUUCCAAGACACUAAAUCAGGAAAACUUACAGGGCAAUAUUUUUAACUUGGGGCAGGAAGAAGGGAGCAGCAGAGAACUGACGAGAUUUAGCACCUAUUAAAAGAGAAUUCUUGUGUCCUCUGA
Messenger RNA from Lepus europaeus (European hare), 3409 nucleotides. It is a transcript of the gene SORT1, whose product is annotated as sortilin 1. Gene Ontology annotation, cellular component: Golgi apparatus; membrane. Gene Ontology annotation, biological process: endocytosis; Golgi to endosome transport; vesicle organization. The record is from RefSeq and is a predicted model, not a curated record. Bases 1 to 2601 code for a protein of 866 amino acids. Gene Ontology annotation, molecular function: protein binding. NCBI's taxonomy places the organism in Eukaryota, Metazoa, Chordata, Mammalia, Lagomorpha, Leporidae. The transcript is spliced from 21 exons.